UCUGGUCACUCCAUUACGAAAAAGAAGAAAGGAAUUCCGAUAAUUACAAUUAAAUUAAAAUAAUUUAAAAAACAGGAACCACAGAGCAAAAAUGGAGGUGGAAAGCCCGGAACACACGCGCGACUUCGCCGAGGUGGACAUCAACAAUGGUGUGCCGUCGGGCUCUGAGGACGAGGAGGAGGAGGUUCCAGCGCCGGGCAGUGUGACACUGGAUCGGAAUGAAAGCGACCUAUUUGUGUCGGCUCUGAGUCCCUCCAGCAUCGGGGAUAUACAUCCGCUGCAGGAGGUGCUCACCGACGACGGAGACUUCUUCAUCAGCGUUGUGGUCUCGGACCCGCAGAAAAUCGGAGAUGGCAUGGGCUCCUAUUUGGCGUACAAGGUAACGACCAAGACGAACAUUCCCAAAUUCAAGCGCAGCGAGUUCAGCACAAUGCGUCGCUUCAGCGAUUUUCUGGGCAUCCAUGAUCUUUUGGUGGGCAAGUACAUGCGGCUGGGCCGCAUCAUUCCGCCGGCGCCCUCCAAGAACAUUAUCGGCAGCACCAAGGUAAAGAUCAGUCCGCAACAGAGCGAACCGGGUACGCCGGUUAAUCAGGAGUGGGUGGAGAUCCGCAGGGCGGCUCUCGAGCGGUUCGUACACCGCACCGCCCAGCAUCCGGUGCUGCGCGUCGACCUGGAUUUUAUGAACUUCCUGGAGAGCGACCAGGAGCUGCCGCGCUCGGUCAAUACAUCGGCUCUUAGCGGAGCCGGCGUGAUUCGGUUGUUCAACAAGGUGGGCGAGACGGUCAACAAGAUCACCUACAAGAUGGACGAGAACGACCCGUGGUUCGACGACAAGAUCACCGAGGUGGAGAGCCUAGACGCGAAUCUGCAAAAGCUGCAUAACGCCAUGAAGUCGCUGGUCACCUCGCGGCGAGAACUGUCGCUGCUGACGGGCCUGGUGGCCAAGUCGGCGGCCAUGCUGAGCACCUGCGAGGAGCACACCGGACUCUCGAGGGCGCUGUCCAACCUGGCGGACGUGGAAGAAAAGAUCGAGCUGCUGCGCUCCGAGCAGGCUAACUCAGACUUCUUUAUCCUGGCGGAGUUCAUCAAGGACUACCUGGGCUUGUUCGGUGCUAUUAAGUGCAUUUUCCACGAGCGCGUGAAGGCCUUUCAGAACUGGCAGUACGCACAGAUGCAGUUGUCCAAGCGGCGCGAGAACCGCGGUCGCUUUGAGCUGGCCAACAGGGCGGACAAGCUGGACCAGGCGCAGCAGGAAGUGGACGAGUGGCAGGGAAAGGUGCAACGCUGUCAGCAACAAUUCGACGACAUUUCUGCGGAAAUCAAGCGGGAAAUGGAGCGCUUCGAAUUGACCAGAGUUAAAGACUUUAAAGUAAACAUUAUCAAGUACAUAGAAGACCAAAUGGCGCAUCAGCAACAGAUCGUCAGCUACUGGGAGGCCUUUGCUCCGUUUGCCCGCGAAAUCGUUUAACUUAAUUUCCGAUUCUCGAUGCAUUUCCAGAAACUUUUGAAUAACCAACAGCUAAGCGCGCUAUGAACUCAUUCAGCGGGACCAAAUUCGUUCUUGAUCUACCGAUUUGGAGCUACAAUUUCGCCUUCAGCACUUAUAUUCGCCGCCGCAGCUCGUAUUUUUAUGAAACUGCUUUCGAUUCCUCUCAAGCAUAGAAAAGUUGAACUUUGUCGUUGCUUUCACAAAGCCAAUAUCUCUUUAUUCGUACACAGUAAUUAUUAUCAAGGCUUUUGAUACAUUCGCAGAAAGCUGAUUCUCAUUCUAAGCAAGUAUUUGGUAUUAUCUUAAACUCGGCAAUGUGGAUCUAAAAGUUAGAUGAAAGAGAAGCAGACUCAUUGGCCAUUUCAAAAUUGAAGUUUAUACCGUUAUAAUUGGGAAAUAGUUUUCCCAUUGGUAUAUUUAUGUAUUUAUAUAUAUAUAUAUUCCUAUUAAACAUUUUGUAUCAUGACAAAGAGAGCAUUUCAACAAAUAAAUUUGUAAAUAUGUAUA
Molecule: messenger RNA, 1996 nt
Organism: Drosophila ficusphila
Lineage: Eukaryota; Metazoa; Arthropoda; Insecta; Diptera; Drosophilidae
Gene: Snx1
Product: sorting nexin-2
Exons: 5
Coding region: 92-1468 (458 amino acids)
Biological process (GO): early endosome to Golgi transport
Cellular component (GO): endosome membrane; endosome
Molecular function (GO): phosphatidylinositol binding
Source: RefSeq, a predicted model, not a curated record